Molecule: messenger RNA, 1035 nt
Organism: Choloepus didactylus (southern two-toed sloth)
Lineage: Eukaryota; Metazoa; Chordata; Mammalia; Pilosa; Megalonychidae
Product: olfactory receptor 1L6-like
Exons: 1
Coding region: 100-1035 (311 amino acids)
Biological process (GO): G protein-coupled receptor signaling pathway
Cellular component (GO): membrane
Molecular function (GO): olfactory receptor activity; G protein-coupled receptor activity
Source: RefSeq, a predicted model, not a curated record
CAUUUUUAUAGGUUGAAGAAUAAGAAUUUUCUCUUGACAAAAAUACCCUUUGCAUUCAUUCCAUGAUUCUUCAAGCCCCCAUCCAGGAAGUCCAAAGUCAUGGAGAUAAAGAACUACAGCAGCAGCACCUCAGGCUUCAUUCUUCUGGGCCUCUCCUCCAACCCUCAGCUGCAAAAACCCCUCUUUGCUGUUUUCUUCACCAUGUACCUGGUCACCAUAGUGGGAAACAUCCUCAUAAUCCUGGCCAUCCACUCUGACUCCCGGCUCCAUACCCCCAUGUACUUUUUUCUCAGCAGCUUGUCCUUCAUGGAUAUCUGCUUCACAACAGUCAUUGUGCCCAAGAUGCUGAUAAACUUACUCUCAGAGACAAAGGCUAUCUCCUAUGUGGGCUGCCUGGUCCAGAUGUACUUCUUCCUGGCCUUUGGGAACACUGAUAGUUAUCUGCUGGCCUCGAUGGCCAUAGAUCGGCUGGUGGCAAUCUGUAACCCCUUCCACUACAAUGUGGUCAUGAACCCACAGCGGUGCCUCCUCAUGCUACUGGGUUCCUGCACCAUCUCCCAUCUGCACUCUGUGCUCGGGGUACUGCUCAUAUCUCAUCAGUCUUUCUGUGCCUCUCACACCAUUAAGCACUUUUUCUGUGACACCCAACCUGUGCUAAAGUUGUCCUGCUCUGAUACCUCCCCCAUCCAGAUUGUGCUCAUGACUGAAACCCUGGCGGUCAUCCUGACCCCUUUCCUGUGCAUACUCUUCUCUUACCUGCGAAUUGUCAUCUCUGUGCUCAGAAUCCCCACUGCAGCCAGGAAGAGAAAGGCCUUCUCUACCUGUGGCUCCCACCUCACUGUAGUGACCCUCUUCUAUGGUAGUAUCAUCUAUGUCUAUUUUAGGCCCCUGUCCAUGUACUCAGUAGUGAAGGACCGGGUAGCCACAGUUAUGUACACCGUGGUGACACCCAUGCUGAACCCUUUCAUCUACAGCCUACGGAACAAGGAUAUGAAGAGGGGUUUGGGGAAAUUAAGGGACAGAAUAUACUCUUAG